Messenger RNA from Dreissena polymorpha, 1437 nucleotides. Its product is annotated as plasminogen receptor (KT)-like. Gene Ontology annotation, cellular component: plasma membrane. Lineage: Eukaryota; Metazoa; Mollusca; Bivalvia; Myida; Dreissenidae. The coding region runs from base 134 to 484 and encodes 116 amino acids. The record is from RefSeq and is a predicted model, not a curated record. Gene Ontology annotation, biological process: positive regulation of plasminogen activation. The transcript is spliced from 5 exons.
GUUGGUGCUCGGCUUCGGCUGUAAACAAAGCCACAACGCAGAGCCAAUGCGAUAACAUAAUGCCAGUGCUUGUUUACCUUGAGCUUUUCAAUUUCGUGAAACGAUCUUGUUAAGUGUGUCGUCGUGCCAAAACAUGGGGUCGGUGAUCGGCAAAACGAUGGAAGAGAACUUCAAGAAACAACAGGAGUUCAUGGAGAAAAAUCAGGAGGUCAUGCUGGAUCGGCAGAUUCAGAUGCAGAACCAGAUGCGGGAGCGCCAGGCCGCCAUGAUGGUCGCGCGCUCACGUGAUAUGCUCAACUGGUGGGGCGCCUUCUAUGUCACUGUAGCGUUUUUUGGCAUCGUCGGAUUCCUAAAGACGAAGAAGCCAGUCCCGCUGAUUCCCCUUUUGCCGUUUUCGUUCAUAGUCGGGUACCAGUAUGACCUCGCAUACGGUAACAAGAUGCAGCGAUGUAGAGGUGAGGAGAUCAUAAAAAGAGGAGGCUGAACGGGUGAUGGCGGAGGAGGGGAGUUACAUCGAGCUUCCACGUGGUCUCCCCACCGUUCAGUCCAUAGAUGCCGCCCGGAAUCAGUAGACCGUAUUCGUGACGUCAUUUAAGUUUAGAACCUACAUCAUAAUCAUUUAAGCGCAUUAAGUUGAUGAUAAAGUUGAUGUCUAUUUAAAGGAUGUAACAUAAAAUAAACUCUGAAUAGAUUUCAAACCCACAACAAAUGAUGAUAUGUUGAGGUAUUUGAAAGGGAUUUGUUCACUUUUUUUUUUGAAAGGGAUUUGUUCACACCUUAUCAAAACGACAAUUUUCAAAAACAAAAUGUCAUUGAUUCAAAAAGGAAUGUAUACAUUAUACUCAAACAAGCAAAAUAACUUCUGACUAAGUUACAUUUUAAAAUGUAUUUGUGUAUUGAUCAAUAAAAAUUAUAGCAGAAACAUGUAAUAACGACUUAGCUUUUAACUACGAAGUGGGGUUAAUGCCUGCGUUUUAUAGUGGUAGCGAGUUUAUGCUUCUAAAAGUCUCGCUUUCGAUCCCCAUGGCAGGCAAAUUUUGUGUAAUCCUUUUCAUUGUUAUUAUAAAAAAAUAUAUUCCAAAUAUAACAGGUUUUUUAGUUAAUUUAUUUUAUAUUUGAAAAACACACGAUCUUUUGUGAACAGGUCCUUAUAAGAAUUAUACAACAUAUUGUUCGUCCCCAGUAAAUGAUACUGACGGGAAGCGUCUCGAUAUCCUCUCAGUUACAUUAAUGGACACAUGCAUUAAUUUGACCACAAGUGUGUGUGUGUGUUUCUGACUGAACUCUGACGAUUAUAUAUUUAUUGCACACACAUGUUUUUAUAUAUAGUUUUUGCAUCUAAUGUAUCUUUAAGAUGCCUUUUCAUGUGUUUAUUUUGAACUGUUUGAGUCUGUGCCAUAUUUUUUAUUGUGUUUAUUGAAUAAACUAUUUUGUUUA